Prorocentrum cordatum is the source of this 1908-nucleotide messenger RNA. NCBI's taxonomy places the organism in Eukaryota, Dinophyceae, Prorocentrales, Prorocentraceae. The record is from the annotation of a GenBank genome assembly.
GCGGCGGUCAGGGAGGAGGAGGGGGACGACGAUCGCGACGAAAAGGACCUCAAGACGUGGUUACUGGAGAUCAAUGAGGCCGACAGCGAUGAGGGCGAUCUGCUUCCAGACGUGCCCUGCGAAGAGGACUCCGGAACGGGCGGGGAUUCGUUCCUGGCCGCCGACGAGCCUUUCAGCACGAUCUCGAAAGCACUCACCGACCUGAGCGUGCAAGAUAUGGCAAAGCAUGCCAUUGACAUAAUCAAGGCAAAGAGGCAGGAGCUGACGAGCCUCCAUGAUUUGGGUUGCUUCCGCAGAUUCCGGCGGAACUUGGCGAAUAACAUCGUGGACACCAGGUGGGUCUUGAAGUGGAAGUACAAGGAGAACAAGCACUUCAUCAAGGCCCGACUCACGAUGCGUGGCUUCAAAGACCACGACGAAAACUUGGCCAUUUUCGCCGGCACGGCAACUCGAUGGGGCCAGCGCGUUGUGAAUGCCAUCACAGCGCAGCAGGACGAUUGGGCACUGUUCAGCUUCGAUGUCAGCGCCGCUUUCGCGAAGGGCCUGACCUUCCAAGAGCUUUCUGAGUUAACAGGCGAACCUCUUCGCGUUGUGCAGUUCGAAUUGCAUCCUGAUGAUAUCAAGUUGUUGAGAGAGACUCCUGGCUACGAGGAUUUCAACCCCAGCACAGAAGUCAUCCAGAUGGUCAAGGCAGUGUAUGGCCUGAAGGACGCACCGCGAGCAUGGCGCAAGAAGUUGCACUUGAUCCUCGAAAGUUUCGGCCUCGAAGCCUUGUACGCGGACCCACAACUGUACGUACUCCACGACACGAGUGUCAAGUUGAACAUGAUUCUCAGUGCGCACGUUGACGACUUGAAGGGUGGAGCCCCGAAAACGGUAGCUAUGGAGUUCCUCAAGCACUUGGAGAAACACGUGGGCACUUGUACACAGGAGUGGGCCAACUUCACACACGUUGGCAUCGAGCACGUGACCAGAGCAGACGGCAUUUACACGCACCAGGAGAAGUAUGUGGCUUCCCUCAGGGAGAUCGACAAGAAGUUCUAUGCCGAAUUGCACGACGAGCAGGCAGUCAGCGUUGAGGCGAAGAGCCACUUCUCCACCCUCCUUGGCGGUGUCGCCUGGCUCUGCCUCACAAUGCCGGCCAUAGCGGUGUACGUGCAAGCACUACAGCGACACGGAGCCGAACCGAGAGCACAGGACCUGAAACGCUUGAACCUUGUCUUGCGGUGGGUCCGCCGGCACAAGGUCGGCAUCCUGUUCAGAAAACUGCCAGGACGCCUCCGACUUGUUGGGGUUACGGAUGCAGCCUUCAAGGCGAUUCCGGACGAGUCAUCUGGACUUGCACUCCGCGGCUGCGUCAUCAUCCUCAACACGGAUUGCGAUUCGACGCCGGCAUCUCCAGGUGGGGCGUGCAACAUCUUGGAGUUCCAGUGCCGGCGCCAACGCCGAGUAGUUCGUUCGACCUUCAGUGGCGAACUGAAUGGGUUGGUUGACACCCUGGAGAUUCUCCUGGUUAUCCAGAUAUGCUUCCACCAGAUUUACCACGGCUGCGCGGCGACAGCCAAGAGCCUGGCGGACGACUUGGACAACGGACGACUCCAACCUCCAGUAGACGCAGCAGUUGACGCCAGGAGCGUGUUCGAUUGCUUGGCCGCCACAGACGUGGGCGAACUCGUUGAGGGCAGUCUUAAGCUGCACGUUCUCUCUCUUAGGGAGCGCCUGCAGUCUGGCACCCUGCGGCGCCUCUUCUGGACGGACACAAGGGAUAUGUUGGCGGACGGCCUCACCAAAGGGUCAGUUCCUCGUGACCAGCUGAUUGCUGUCAGCAACAGAGGCGAAUACCGCACAGCGCACGCCACGGCCAGCACGACCGUGAGGAACGGCCGCAAGCAGACCACUGGCAGCACG